This is a messenger RNA of Liolophura sinensis, 3182 nucleotides long. RefSeq lists its product as uncharacterized. Bases 159 to 1490 code for a protein of 443 amino acids. Lineage: Eukaryota; Metazoa; Mollusca; Polyplacophora; Chitonida; Chitonidae. The record is from RefSeq and is a predicted model, not a curated record. The transcript is spliced from 4 exons.
ACAAGAACGUUUGGAGCGUUAAAAUUUUACAAAUCCGACUCGAACAAAGGCACUCGUCCACUAAAAGGAACUAAGACCUUACGUUGGACAGCAGGGCGUCAUUAAUUCCCUUGAAGGAUACUGUUUGCAUCACAGUGCACAUUACAAAAUACCUGAAGAUGGGCGUCUCACUGGAGAGAGUGCAGUUCAAAUUUGCCUCGAUUGUUGGAGAGCUCUGCAGUGAACCAGAUGUUCUCUCCCAGUUCGCAGUGUGGUUAGACCUCAGGCUGGCAGAGUACAAGUUAAAAGGGGCCAUAUCAUUGGAUUGUUCUGGAGAAGAGCCAGAUCCAACUUGGCUGAAGGGAUUAAGCAAACAGAAGACCCCACUCAGAGUGAACAGUCAGACCGACAGACGGGCACAAGGUCAUAGCCCGGCUGCUUACAGAAGCCCAUCAUUACACAGACCAGCUCACUCAUCCUCAGAUUCAGACAUUCCCCUCUCACAAUCUCACUCUGUGCCCAGCGGAGAGCUGGCUGAGCGACUUUCACCAGAUAUUGUUGUUGUUAAAGAGGAACCCCAGGACAUUUUUCCCAUUGCUCUUCACGAAAACGCCAGCGGUGUGACGAGCACUGGCCACAAACGUUCAGCAGCAGAAUCAUCUCUUGGAAGCCAUUGGUCCAAAUCCUCCUCACCAUCACAAUCCAAAAUGAGGCGAUUAUCAUCUAAAGAAUCCAGCUCGAAUCAAAGUUUAAUGACAGUUAUCGGUGAUUAUAGUGCUAAUGACCAUGAUGUACAGGAGAGUGACACCAUGGGAGACAACUCACUCAGUGGUCCCAGCUCAAGUGGCCAUAAUAUGUCGGCUCCAUUGAGCAAAUCUGCAGACUAUUCAGCUGACCAAUCCACAGACUUAAGCGACUCCGCUCUGUCAAAUGAUCAGUUCCUACAAGAAAUGAGGUGGUCAGGUCAUUCUAGCUCAACAGGUGGAGAGACAGGCCCUUCAAACAGCAAUGUUUUGCCAGGGAUUGCAAACCAGCGGACCUUUGCACAAGCCGUCCAGAGUGGUGAGAUGCUGAAAGAUGUGGAGUCGAGGCGACAAGAAAACCAGAUAAGGAAACUGCGGAUCAGCAGUGAACGGCUGGCGUUGAUUCCUCGACAGACUGUCACGAGCAUGGCGGCGUCGGUUGGGACGUUUGAGCGCUGGUUGUGGAGUAACUAUAAGCAUGAGACAAGGACGAUCACAGAUAUACCGCCCGUGGAACUGGACGAGUACCUGGCAGAGUUCAUGCUGAAAGUAGUGACCCCGAGUGGGGCAGACUACAAACCCAGAUCUUUUGCCAUGUUGCGAUCAUGUCUAGGACGAUAUUUGAAGGAGACAAAUUACCCGGAAACGAUCCUGAUAUCGCCGUUGUUCGUGAAAUCACGAGAGGCAUAUUUCACGAGAAAACGCGACAUUGAGUACAGAGAAUCAUUAGCAUUGAUGUCAGAACAGAAAGGGAGGGAGACGUGUUGAAAAAAAAUCUGGGUUGCAAGUAACAUUUGCGGAUUGUACACUUUGUAACAGUUUAUUCAAUCUUCUCUUGAUCGUUAAACGGAAAUGCCAACUGUCCGGGGGAGGGGGAAGCAUUUCAACUCUGGUUAAACAUGUUCAAUAUCUCCAUCGCUCAGGAUAUCCACGAAAAUUUGCAAACCUUAUCAUUUUUUUUUUAUAUUUUCAGUUAACACGGCUUUGCACAUGUGUAUCCUUUCCUAAUUGUCGCAUGUGGGUAUUAAUCAUUGUCAGCGUCUUAGCAAACCUAGCCAAACGUUUCGGCUUGGUCUCGGCACCAGCAUAUAGAUGUACAUAGUUCAUGUUUGAUGUUUUGUGGUCUAAAGGAGUAAUUUCUGAACUUAUACAUCUGUGUUUGCAAUAUGUACAGAUAUCAUUUAAUAUCGGUCUCAAGGCCUAUUCACACAGGCACACAAACUGAAUGGUGACUGCAUUGAAAGCAUAUAGCUUGUUAUGUUUUGUAAAAUCUAACCCCCAUAUUAGCACGUUUUUGAGCGCUGAUAAGUUUACCAGUAGUUGCAAUCUUCCCGUGAAUAGUCGUGGGGGAGAAAGGAGAGCGGGGCUAUCAUCUCCUGUAAGCAUGGAUUAGAUUCGAAUAAAUACAAGAUAAAUCAAUGCCGUUAAAAUAUUCUUGGCAGGAAUAAUGCCUCUUACUCGGAAGACACUUUGAUCGGUUGUUGCAUUGUGCAUAUCUAUCAUUUUAUUGCGGAAAGGAUUUUCUUUGUUUCAAGGCUUCAAGACUUGCCGAGGUUAUUUUAAUGGAACUGUAUAUGGUAAGACAGGAAUGAUAUAAUAGUAAGAAAAACUUUUUUUUAGUGAACAAUCGUUAUUCGCAUUUUUCCUUCCGCAGUCGUAGAAAUUAAGAAAGUGCUGAUAAGCUCCAUGUAGGUUGGACAAAUGAAUUGCCAAGAGUGGACGUUCAUUACCAGUUAUGUCCUCAUCUCCAAAGAACUUUCGUACAUUGUCUAGGACAACAUGUGUAAACUGAAGAGCUGAUCUCACUUGUCUGGUUUGUCGACUGUUGUUUUUAGACAUGCGGUUUUAGAAUUCCAGUGCAGAACACGCCUGGCCAAACCUUCAAAGCUAUUCUUGCAAAGUCAUGGAUAUCAGAGCUGUGGAUAUAAUGAAAUGAAGUGUGGGACCACUGUUUUACGACACAAAUUGCGCCUGAGGAAACUUUGGUGACAAGGUAUAGCGAAAAGAUACGUCACCUGGCAUAGUAAAUGCGUUUGGGCGAAGUAUUGGGUGUAUGUAAAACCGGCUUCACGUGGAAUUCGGGCACAGACGAACAGGGAUCUACAACAGCGACAUACAUAUACUGUUCUCGUAGUCUUGGUAACUACCAACACUCUCACUAAAAUAACUAUAGUUUAAAGCAGUGUGAUUUUUGAUUAGCAAGUGCUUAUUCUCUUGUCGAAAUCUGGAAGUGUAUAGAUGUAAAGCUAUGCUCUUGUUAUAGGUUUAGUAUUCUCUUACAAGUGCAAAUCUAGAGGAGUGUAGAUGUGAGGCUGACCUCUGGUUUUUCGUUGCCAGUGCCGGGCCUGGAAACAUUGCCAGAGGAGGGUGACGGGGUCAGUGACUGGCUGGCCGGCCACCGCGGGCCGCAGGACAACAUCUACAAGACGCGCAAAUCACGUAUCCUCAACGCCGAGCGCA